This is a messenger RNA of Bactrocera tryoni, 1303 nucleotides long. Its product is annotated as E3 ubiquitin-protein ligase complex slx8-rfp subunit slx8. The record is from RefSeq and is a predicted model, not a curated record. The transcript is spliced from 4 exons. NCBI's taxonomy places the organism in Eukaryota, Metazoa, Arthropoda, Insecta, Diptera, Tephritidae. Gene Ontology annotation, molecular function: transcription factor binding. The coding region runs from base 276 to 1259 and encodes 327 amino acids. Gene Ontology annotation, biological process: positive regulation of transcription by RNA polymerase II.
UGUCGUUUAGAAAAUUUGUAAUUGCAAAAUUUCUGUUCCUUCAUUGCUGAGUUUGGAAUACAUCGCUGUUAUAUUUACGAUUUUUCCAAAAGGCAUUCGAAAAUUCUAAAGAAAGUGUGUUAAUUCAUCGCUAGCUAGUUAAAAAUGUCAUAUCUUGGAAAAGGAUCUAACGUUGUGCCUAAUUAACGGUUGUAUCUUUCCUGCUUCCAUUUUAGAGUAGCGACCUAAAUGAGCUAAUCGAGGACACGAGUUUAUUAAUAGCAUCCGUAUACACUAUGUUGGAUCGGACUCAACGCACGCCACAAGGAACGGCGUCAUCACUGGGGCGUAGGUCCCACAACAAUAGCGAUAGCAGUGGGCAACUUGAAAGGGCACGUUCUAAUUCCAGCUCACCGAAAUCGCCGAAAACACCACGUUUAAAUUUACCCGCUAGAGCAACAUUGUCCACACCAUCAAGUAGAGAAAUCGAACGAGAGGUCAAUCGAAAUCAAUUUUGUGAGAUGUUGGAGCGCAAUUUACGCACUGUGGCUUCGGAGCAAGAGCAGCUCAUUGGCAGACGUCUAGAAUCAACGUUACCAACUACUCCACGUAAUGCAAUGGGGAGAUCUCAACCGGUAAGAACAAAUAGAGUGCGCGCUCCAACACCCGAGGAAGUAAUCGAUUUAAGUGAUUCAAUGAAUAUGCCGGUACCAAUUCCGCGGCCCUAUCCAUUUAACGACGAUGUAAUAGUAGUGACACCAGAUGAUGCAGAAGUCGUUGAUCUUUGUACACCAAAUUUCCGUCGAAAUAAUGUACGCUCAAGAAACAGACGAACGACCAAUAACACGGAGGAUAAUCCCAGAAACGACAAUGCAACACGACAACGUUUGACCGCAUCACGUCGCUUGAGCUCUGCAAGCGGUCGUAGAGCCUCAUCACGUCGUUCACUAACUUCAAACGAAGGCAGUUCGUCGGUUAGCUCCACCUCCGCAACAACAUCAACAACAAACAUAGGAACAGCAAAUAAAGACAAAGUAAAUGACUGGUCACCUGGUGCACAAGCUGCAAAUUCCGAUGCUGGUGUGGUGAGCGAAAGUGGCCGUGUACCUUUUAUGUGUGCUGUUUGCAUGGAGAGUUGUGUUAAUAAUCAACCCACAUCAACCAAGUGUGGUCAUGUUUUCUGCGCCAACUGCAUACGUCAAGCCUUACGUUUGACACGCAAGUGUCCCAUGUGUAAUACCAAGCUCAGUCCCAGCAUGUUAUUCCGUAUAUAUAUUUAAGUCAUAAUCAAAGCCAAUUGUUUCGCACUUUAACCAGCGCUUAU